This is a messenger RNA of Plasmodium berghei ANKA, 798 nucleotides long. Its product is annotated as ribosome-recycling factor, putative. The record is from RefSeq and is a predicted model, not a curated record. Gene Ontology annotation, biological process: translation. Gene Ontology annotation, cellular component: mitochondrion. Bases 1 to 798 code for a protein of 265 amino acids. Lineage: Eukaryota; Apicomplexa; Aconoidasida; Haemosporida; Plasmodiidae. Gene Ontology annotation, molecular function: ribosomal large subunit binding. The transcript has a single exon.
AUGAAAAGAUCAAUUAUAAGAUUGAGUAUAUUUAGUAGAACUUAUUUGAAUUCCGUUGUUAAUAAUAUUAAUAAGGGAUGUUAUGGUUUUUUGUGUGUGCAAGGAUUAAAUUUUGGAAGCAAAAAGGAAAAAACUUAUAAAGAAACAAAAAAAAUUCGUAAUUUAUUGAAAAUAUCGGGGAUAAGAAAUGAUGAAAUAGAAAAUAUUAAUACAAAUAAAAAAGGAAAAGAGAAUGUAAAAAGAAUAACAAACGAAAAUAAUAAUGUAGAUUAUAAAUCAUAUGAUAUAAAAAUUGAAGAAAUUAUAAAAAAUUUUGACAUAAAAAUGAAAAAAUUGUUAGAAAAUACAUUAACUGUUGACUUUUUCAAUAACAUUGUAGUUACAAAAGAUAAGAAAAAAUAUAAAUUAUCUGAUAUUUCACAAGUAGUUAUUAAAUCAUCAAAGACUAUUUUUUUUUAUCCAUAUAUAAUUAGUGAUAUACAAAAAAUAAUUCAUACUUUAAAAGUUAAGGAUAAUACUUGGAACCCCACAGCACCUAAUGAUGGGCAAUAUAUUUUGUUGCAUAUUCCACCAUUAACUAAUGAGAUUAAAUUAAAAAAAAAAAAAGAAGCAAAGGAUUUAUUAGAAAAAGUAAAAAAUGAUAUUAGAAAUAUUCGGCAUAAAAUUCGAGAUUUUAUAGGGAAAAAUGUUGAGGGUGAUGAAUGGAAAAUUGAGGAAAAAAAUAAAUUAGACAAUUAUAUAAAAAAUAAAGUUAAAAAUAUUGAAAAUGUAUAUGAAAAAUAUACUAAAAAUUAUUAG